AUGGCCUCCUCGACUGCUCGCCCUUCGGGGGGUUCUGGCCUGUCGAGACCCCCCGUAUACAACUUAUUCUCGUUUGCGACUUUAUUCUUGCUCGUCAGCGCCUUUGCCUGUGUCGCUGUCGACGGUGCUGCUGUUUCUGCUGCUGCUGCUGCUGCUGCUGCGGCCGCCGCAGGUGACAGGUACCUCAUCGGCGUCGGGAAAGCUGACAUCACCGGCCCGGUUGUUGAGGUUGGGUUUGCCGGGUAUGCCAACACCGAUCAAGUUGGUUCUGGUUUGCGUCAGCGAUUGCAUAGCCGUGCCUUCAUUGUUGCGGACAAGAACAACCCCGCAGACAGAUUUGUCUAUCUCGUACUCGACGCGCAGUCUGGCGACACUGCCGUGCGCUAUGGAGUCUUGGACGGUCUGAAAGCCUUGGGCGACGAUUACAAGGUCUACGGUCACAACAAUCUUGCCUUGACAGGUACCCAUAGUCACUCUGGACCUGGAGCCUGGUUCAACUAUCUCUUGCCGCAAAUCACGACUCUCGGCUUUGACAAGCAGAGUUACCAUGCUCUCGUCGAUGGCGCGAUACUGUCAAUCAAGCGUGCACAUGAAAGCCUUCAGGAGGGCUAUUUGGACGUUGGUAGCACCAGGAUUAAAGACGGCGCAAUCAACCGCUCCCUGUACGCCUACCUGGCGAAUCCCGAAUCGGAGCGUAAACAGUACCAGGACGAGACAGACACUACCAUGACGCUGCUUCGCUUCAAGCGAGCCAAGGACAACAAGGACAUUGGCAUAUUGACCUGGUUUCCCGUUCAUGGCACCUCUCUGCUGGGAAACAACACCCACGCGGCGGCUGACAACAAGGGCGUUGCCGCAUGGAUGUUUGAGAACUCUGUCAAGACCAGCCCCCACGCGGCGGACGGCUUCGUCGCAGGAUUUAGUCAGGCCAACGUUGGCGAUACCACACCCAACGUUCUCGGAGCCUACUGCGACGAUGGUUCGGGUAAGCAGUGUAGUUUGGAAAAGAGCACCUGCGCCGAUGGCAAGUCCCAGAGCUGCCAUGGACGAGGACCCGAAUUCCGGGCUCUGGAUCUCGGAGUCAAGAGCUGUUAUGAGAUGGGUCGACGUCAGUAUGCUGGCGCGCAGAAUAUUUAUACGUCAUUGGACAAUGCUGGAACACCCAUUGUCGGGUCAACCGUCAAGGCAUUCCACUUCUUCCACGACAUGCGCUUCUGGAACUUUACUCUGCCAAACGGCAAGCAGGCACAAACAUGUCCUGCCGCACUGGGCUACUCCUUCGCGGCUGGCACCUCAGAUUGGCCCGGAGCAUUCGACUUCACACAGGGUGAUUCUGGUAAGCCUGAUGCCAAUCCGCUAUGGAGAGUUGUUUCCGGUCUUAUCAGGACCCCUUCCAAAGCCCAAGUGGCUUGCCAGGGCUCCAAGCCGAUUCUCCUUGACGUGGGCGAAAUGAAUGAGCCGUAUGCUUGGACACCCAACAUUGUCGAUAUCCAAGCUCUUCGCGUUGGCCAGUUGGUCAUCAUUGUCUCUCCUUCGGAAGCGACAACCAUGUCUGGUCGCAGGUGGAAGGCGGCUGUCGCCAAGGAGGCGGCUACAUUUCUGGACAAGGACCCAAUCGUCGUGCUUGGGGGUCCAGCAAACAGCUAUUCGCACUACUGCGCCACCCCCGAGGAGUACGGGAUACAACGAUACGAGGGCGCCUCGACUCUGUUUGGCCCUCACGAGCUCGACGCCUACAUCAACUUGACCGUCAGCAACAUGCACUACUUGCACCCGGGCUCGGCAGAGAGGCCCGACCAAGGUGUUCUCGCGCCGGAUAAUCGUGGCAAAGCGCUUUCCUUCAUCCCCGGCGUCGUGAUGGACAAUGCGCCGUUAAGCUCGUGGUUCGGCAAAGUUUUGCACCAGCCUGACAAGUCGUACGCGAUGGGAUCCGUGGUCAAGGCAACCUUUCAAGGUGCCAAUCCGCGAAACAAUCUCCGCCAGGAACAGACCUUUGCCGCUAUCGAACGGCAGGGAUCGGAUGGCAGCUGGAGCCGGGUCAAGGAUGAUACAGAUUGGUUCUUGGUGUACACGUGGCGACGAACAAACCUUAUUCUCGGAUACAGCGAGGUGGAUAUAAGCUGGGAAACGUAUGGUAACGCGGAGCCUGGCACGUACAGGGUCAAGUACUACGGCGAUGCAAAGCCGCUGAUUGGCAGCAUUGCAGCCUUUGAGGGCACGAGUGCUUCUUUUACUUUGAAGUAG
Molecule: messenger RNA, 2244 nt
Organism: Ustilaginoidea virens
Lineage: Eukaryota; Fungi; Ascomycota; Sordariomycetes; Hypocreales; Clavicipitaceae
Exons: 3
Coding region: 1-2244 (747 amino acids)
Biological process (GO): sphingosine biosynthetic process; ceramide catabolic process; long-chain fatty acid biosynthetic process
Cellular component (GO): extracellular region
Molecular function (GO): N-acylsphingosine amidohydrolase activity
Source: RefSeq, a predicted model, not a curated record